CAAAUAUAUUCCAUAUUUUCAUGGAUUUGACAGAUAAUUUGGACUAUAAUAGUUUUUGAAUUAUCCUUUCACCAAAUAAAAAAGUUAUUUUACUUUUUGCACGAAUCCAUAUGUUGGUUAGCAAAGUAAAUUUAAUCAGGCACAAAGGUACAAAUAUUUUUCCACGUUAUGGAUGAAAUAAAAAAUCCUAAGGCAUAUCAGACCAGAAGAAUUACAUUUUCAGCUUGUCACAGACUCCACAGCCCCUAUUUGAACGAUGUUGAAAAUAAAGAAGUUUUCGGUAAAUGCAACCACAUCAAUGGCCACGGACAUAACUAUAUUGUAAAGGUUACGUUGUUUGGUGAAAUUGACCCGAGAACCGGUAUGAUAAUGAACAUGACUCAGUUGAAAAAAUUCAUGGAGGAAGCCAUAAUGCAACCCAUGGACCACAAAAACUUGGACAAAGACGUAGAAUAUUUCUCAUCAAGACCCAGCACUACCGAAAAUUUAACGGUCUUCAUUUGGUACCGCAUGAAAGAAAUUAUGGACAAACCCGAUUUGCUGCACGAGGUGGAAGUAUAUGAAACGGAAAAUAAUAUCGUGAAGUAUCGCGGCGAAUGAAGCAUACUGAAAAAUCCGUUUCAGAUCCAAUUCAGCUUCGUCAUUCCUAUGUUUUUAAUAUUUAUAUUUUUAAUUUCAUUUUUAAACUAAUAGGUACGCUGUUAGUUUACGGCUAAAAUAAAACGAUUAUAUGAUUAAAA
Anoplophora glabripennis (Asian longhorned beetle) is the source of this 740-nucleotide messenger RNA. It is a transcript of the gene purple, whose product is annotated as 6-pyruvoyl tetrahydrobiopterin synthase. Lineage: Eukaryota; Metazoa; Arthropoda; Insecta; Coleoptera; Cerambycidae. Gene Ontology annotation, molecular function: 6-pyruvoyltetrahydropterin synthase activity. Gene Ontology annotation, biological process: tetrahydrobiopterin biosynthetic process. The transcript is spliced from 3 exons. The record is from RefSeq and is a predicted model, not a curated record. Bases 169 to 600 code for a protein of 143 amino acids. Gene Ontology annotation, cellular component: mitochondrion.